This is a messenger RNA of Perkinsus marinus ATCC 50983, 2244 nucleotides long. Its product is annotated as myosin B, putative. Gene Ontology annotation, molecular function: microfilament motor activity; ATP binding; actin filament binding. Gene Ontology annotation, biological process: actin filament organization; vesicle transport along actin filament. The coding region runs from base 1 to 2244 and encodes 747 amino acids. NCBI's taxonomy places the organism in Eukaryota, Perkinsozoa, Perkinsida, Perkinsidae. Gene Ontology annotation, cellular component: actin cytoskeleton; cytoplasm; vesicle. The transcript has 19 exons. The record is from RefSeq and is a predicted model, not a curated record.
AUGGCCAUUACCUCCAUUACUGUCCCUCCUACCAUUAAAAAUGAGCUACAAUGGUUUCAUAAUGUGAAGGUUAAUUCUGCCGAAGUACGUCGUAAUGUCGACAUGGCUCGCAUUAUCAAAGAUAUCGCUGCAUUAUGUGAUGUAGAAUUCGAGGGGGAUAAUGUGAUGGAGGAGAAGAUUAUACCUCGUAAUGGAUGGCGCCUAUCCAUUGCUAUACUACCAUCUCAAGUAACCACUAGUGAUGAUAUAAAGGCUCUCCACGACACUAUCCAUAUGAGCAUGUUAGCAGCGUUUAUGGUGUAUCGUAUCGAUGGUAGUAAGAGGGAGAUGCAUAUUGGUCAGAUGGCAGUAGUACCAUCAUAUAGAGGAAUGGGAGUUGGAGGGGUUGCGAUCCGCUUAUUGAAGGAUAUGGCUAAGUCCGACAAAUGUCCCGUAGAUAAGGUCGUAUGCUCUAGUUUACCUAAGGCAAUUAGAUUUUACAAGAAGAAUGGUUUUAGGAAGAUACAUAAGGGAGAGAAUGGUAACUAUAAAGUAGGGGAUGAUGUAUGGGUUACACGUGAUGAUGAGCUUAUGUUCGAACUAGCCAAGAUAGAGGCCGUUAAUGAUAUAUCCCAUUUACCAUUAGUCAACGAACCUAUAGUUAAUGAUGUUAUUAAGAGGAGAUAUUUGGCUGAUCUAAUAUACACAGCUGCUAGGCCUAUGCUCAUAGCUGUUAAUCCAUUUCGUGAUCUCAAUAAUACAACAUCUGAUAUAGCUCAGUAUUACAGGAGAUUAUCAUCAUCAUCGUCCCACGUCGAAUCACACAUGGUGAAUGGGGUAUUGGAGGCAUGUAAUGGUAAUGUAUCGAUCCUUGUAAGUGGGGAGAGUGGUGCUGGCAAGACUGAGACUUGUAAGCAUCUAAUGAAGUUCUUCACAGAGCAGCCUGGUAGUGCUACUACUACUACUACCUCGCUUGAAGAGGAUUCCUCAUCACUAUGUAAUGCUCUUAUGGCCUUCAACCCUAUACUAGAGGCAUUUGGCAAUGCUAAGACCUCUAGGAAUGAUAAUUCUAGUCGAUUUGGCAAACUCGUGAAACUAUACUUAUCCCAACAUCCAGUUGUGGCAGGAGGACAGGUAUUAUCCUUCCUAUUAGAGAAGAGUAGGAUAUGCUUACAUGAAGAGGGUGAGCGUAACUAUCACAUAUUCUACCAACUACUACGUGGUGGUGGUUCCGAGAUAUUAGGACGGCUUGGCUUAAAUCCUCAGAAGGAAUCAUAUAAAGUAUUGAAUGGUAUAUUACCAAUAAUACCAGGAAUAGAUGAUGGUGGUGAGUACCAAGUUACUAUGAAUGCAAUGAUAACUCUUGGUAUACAUGAUACUAAGAGGCUUGACAUAUGUCGAGUAUUAGCGGCUAUACUGCACAGUGGUCAGAUAGAAUGGCAGCAGGCACAUGAUCAUACCAGUAAGGAUAACGAAUCAAACCCUUGUAUGCCCUCUGAUGAGAAUCGAUUCAUCCUCAUAGCCGAAUUACUAGGGCUUCCUUUUGAGGAUUUCCUGAAGGCUUUAACUGUACAGACUAGGCGUCUACCUGGCAAUAAUGUAGUACUAUCACCGGUAUCACCACAACAGUGUAGUGAUAAUCUAGCUAGUAUUAGUCGUCAUUGCUAUUCUAUUGUAUUCGAAUGGCUUAUCUAUAACAUCAACAGUAGCAUAUCACCUCAUAAGGAUACUAUGCAAGAGUGGGUAAGUGUAUUGGACAUAUUCGGUUUUGAAUCAUUCGAGCAUCGUAACUCCCUAGAGCAAUUCCUUGUUAACUUCGCUAAUGAGAGGCUACAACUAUGCUUUACUCAAAGAGUAUUUGAACUAGAGAAGAAGGGACUAUCGGGUGAUAGUCUGGCCUCGGAGGUUAUCAAUUAUGCACCUGUAGAGCCACUAUUAAGGGUAUUACAAGGCCCUAGCUAUGGAUGUAUAAGCCACAUCGAGAGUGCAUGCCUCUUACAGACGGGUACUGACCAAUCCAUUAUGAAUGCCUUUAGUAAGGCCAACUAUCCUCUACAACUGUUUACUACUGGUAUAAUGCAACAACAACAACAGAAGGCUAAAGGGACGGUAUCUAAGAAGGAUAAUCCCGCUGAUAUAUUUAUUAUACAUCAUACAGCUGGUAGUGUAGUAUAUAAUAUAAACGGAUUUAGAGAUAAGAAUAUGGACCGUUUGAAUGAUGAUCUACAUACCCUUAUAUCUCAUACAACUAAUGGUACUCAUUGA